AGUGGUAAAAUCUUUGACUUUAGCUUGGUGUGGUGUGUUGUUAUACGGAAGCCGAAUAUACACAAAAAUAUACUUGUUAGUAGAAGUUACAUUGGUGACUUUUAGCAGACCAAUGUUGACAAUUAACCGUCGAGUAACAUCGUUCACGAGAGGCAAACAUUUAAGCUCUGUCGAACUCUUCUCUGGGUUUAUCUGGACAACCUAAUGAACGAACUGAAGUCUUCUAACACUUCUCAGGUUCACUCAGCCCAGGCAGUCAUCAAUGGGAGUGGACAUGGGCAGAAGACUGCACCCAGCCUGGUUGCACUCGACACUGAGUUUACACCAACUGUGGAGAUGAUGGUGGAUGAUUAUGAUGAUGAAAGAACACUUGAUGAAGAAGAAGCAUUAGAAGCAACAGAGGAUCCAGCCACAGAACUAUCCACACUACAAAGAGAGGGUGACAUGCCCCUUGAAGAGCUCUUGGCAAUGUACGGUUAUGGAGAACGUGAUGCAGAGGGUGGUGCAGGGACAGAGGUGGAAUGCAGUGUUGGAGGAGGAAGUAGUGCAGCUAGUAGUAGCAGUUCAGAGGAAGGGGGUGCCUCGUCAUCAGGACUUCGACAGUUAUACACACCCAAUCUGCAGCCACAAUGUGGUGGAGGUGGUGGUGCUGUGGGAAUAGGCAGUGGUGGGUCUGGUGCUGCCGGUGGCCCUGCACCAGAUGAUGACUGUGAUUAUAACCCUCAAGAAGAUGAGGACUGGCGAAAGACAAUCAUGGUUGGUUCUGACUACCAGGCAGGUAUUCCUGAGGGCUUGUGCAAGUAUGAUGAUGCCUUGCCAUAUGAAAAUGAAGAUAAACUACUCUGGGAGCCAAAUGCACUGAAGGAAUCAGAGGUGGAAGAUUUCCUGGUACGUGCCCAAGAGCCUUCCCUGGGUGCAGGAGUGAGUGCUAUCCCAACAGGAGCACAUACCCGUGAUGAUGAACAAGCCCUGUAUCUACUGCUGCAAUGUGGUUAUAAUGUAGAGGAGGCCUUGCGAAGACGGCGUAUGAAUGCUCUCCCACCUGCUGAUACCAUGAGCUUGUGGUCAGAAGAAGAAUGCCGUAAUUUUGAAAAUGGGCUGCGCACAUAUGGGAAGGAUUUUCAUCUCAUUCAGCAAAAUAAGGUUCGAACGAGAUCAGUGGGUGAACUUGUGCAGUUCUACUACCUUUGGAAGAAAACUGAGCGCCAUGACAUAUUUGCCAACAAGGCUCGGUUGGAGAAGAAAAAAUACACACUACAUCCUGGCAUCACUGACUACAUGGAUCGCUUUUUGGAAGAGCAGGAGGGACACCGUGACCGUAGCUCGUCACCAAACAUUAAUUGUUUAAUUUACGGUGAUCCCAAACGUCGUGGUAGUGGGGGUACUGGUGCCAGUAGCGCUACAGAUGGCCAGACGGACAGUGCAGGACAGGACAGUACUGGCCAAACUUCUGUCACAGCUGGAAUUGCAGUGGAAAGCAGUGGUCUUGCUGGAGAGACUGGUGCGCGACAGGACACGACAGUAGCAUAAAAAAGAAAAGGAUCUUGUAAUUAUAUUUCACAAUCAUAGACUAACGAAACUGUAUCAUCAUUGCACUGUUGUCCCUCCAGUGCACUUUGGUUCCUCAGUUCACAGGAAACUGUAUUUAACUUAUGAAGUUUUACAUCUUCAAGGUAUUUCGCGUUUCACCAGCAUUUGCGUGACGUUUCUUUGAACUCGAAAAACUUAUGAUGGUGGUCUAUUACUUUGUGUUGUAGUCUUUUUAAUGGACCUGUCACUGGCACAGGCCAGCAUCAGAGAACUUUCUCAGUCCUUUCAUCUUUAAUUGCUUAAUUUCCUCCUCCACAUUGAGACAAUGAAAUUGGUUCAAUAGAUUGACAUGGGUGAUAAAUUAGUCAACUAAAGCAUUAUAUAUAAUUGGCUUGCAUAUAAAAAGCAAUGAUCUUGAGUGCUUUACCAAUUCCCAGGUUCUGUAGUUUCAUAUUUUGUUCUUGUUCCUGAAAUGUGUGAAAUUCUGGAAAUAUAUAUAUUUUGCUUUUUAUAUGCUGUGAACUUGUGCUAACAUGUAAUUUGAAAUUCUUAGGUUUCUUAAAAAUAAAUAUGUAAACACAUCUUGUACUCUGUGUGUGUGUGUGUGUGUGUGUGUGUGAGUGAGUGAGUGAGAGAGAGAUAACUUUUUAAAGUUAUAAACAAUGCCAGUAGUGUUGUAUAUAAUUGAGAUGUCCUAUAUGGAACAUGAUAUAUGAAUUUGAUUGUGUAUCAUUCACUUGUUCCUUGCUUUAUAUUGUAAUAGUCUUGUAGUUUCCCCUUACUAAAGCACUUGACUCUGCCCCUUCCUCCAUUAAAAUGUUUUGUUGGUUAUACCUGUUGCUGUUUCAUUGUUACUAUAAUGUCUGUAUUUAAUAUGUAUGUAUGUAUUUAUUUAAAGCGUUAAGUGAGGCAUCAUAUUAUUGACAUGGGUUCUAAUAUAUAAAAUUAGUUUGGGAUUAGUUAUUUGCUACUAUUAGUUGCAAAAUGCCAAACAAGCAGUAAGUAUCUGGAAAGCAGAAUUUUGCUUUUUCCCCCCCUAUAGUAUUCCCUAUUAGACUGUGAUAGAGAUCAACUGUGCAACCAUCUGACUGCCAGUCGUAGAAUAGUGCUGUGCUAAAAUAUUAUUUCCUUUUCUAGAUUUUCAAUUUUUUUAACUUUAUGUUCUGCUGAUAAGUAUACAUAUUUUUAAAAUAAAAGUUCGGUUUGUAAAAUAAAAGAAACUGCAUAGUUCUCUUCAGGUAACAAGAGUUUAUUAGAAGGACAAAAUCUGCUGCUGCUAUUACUUUGGAAAUGCCAGUGACAGGUUUUAUGUUAGGACUGUAGAAGUUUUACCAUUUAAACAAUCAUUUGAAUUUAUCCAUGUAUAUACAUAAUAUAUUUUUAUACAGUAUGUUAGAGUAAUACCUGUUUUAAAUACAUUGUAACUAAUUUUAGACAAAAGAGUGUAUAUCGUAUGGGCUGACAUGCAGUUGUUAUUUCCCAUAUAAAUCAUUGUGUUGCGGCAAAUGCUUGGGAAUCCUAAAAUAUUACAAUUUUUACUAGGUCAUGUUUAAAUAGUUAGUACGUAAGUGAUGGGAUUUGCAUUUCCUGUAGAAUCCAAUUUUAUGUAGGUUUGAUGUGAUGUGAGAAUGAUGUGAAGAAACAGAAACAUUAUUUUUUAUACCUGUAUCCACUGGAUAUGGUAUUUUAAUAAGCUUUUUUUGCAUAAUUGAACUGGCAAUGAAAUGAUAUAUUUUGAAUUAUAGUCCUCAUUUGAACUCCACAUCCAUUAUAUUUUCCAUUAAUUUGCUGUACAUUAUUACACUUCAUGGAAGCUUCAUAUGGUCUUUGAAAUACAUUAUGAAUAUUUUUUACGUUUUUACUGUAUGUAAGGGAAGGCAUGAUCAACAAAAACCACUGGAAUUUUCAUGAAAUAUCUAAAUUUAUAAAAAAAAAUGAACUGAACUGAUUGAAGAGCAUUCUUUGAAUAGCAAAUGAAAAAAAGGUCUGUUGUUUGUUAAAAUGUAGUUUGCUUUUUUUUUCCCCAGCCUUAAAACAUUCUUAUGUCAUAAAUGCAAAAGAGCAGAUACACUUAAAUAUUAACAUCAUUUCUGCAAGAUGAACAUACAGUUUGUACAAGAAAAUGUCUCUGCAAUUGUCUGUUGUAUUCUAAUGAAAUAAUAGCAGAGGUACAUUCCCAUGCUUGGUCAGUUUUCUUCUUGUGGCAAUGAUGUUGCUAAUUUGAUUAAUGCAGCCUUUGUUAACUUACCUGGAACUGAGCCAAAUGGCACAGUAACUGGAAUCAAAUCCUCCCCGUCCAACCAUCCUGAUUUAGGUUUUAAGUGGUUUCUAUAAAUUGCCUUAAGGGCUCCUCUGAAAAUGACAGGGCUAACAUUCUCCACCAAUCCAAGCUUAUGUUUCACCUGUUGUGAUGUCUUCAGGAAUGGAUGAUUAAGCCUUAAUCUUCCUUCUUCCUUUAUGACUUUUACAAUUAGUACUUCAGGUCAAUAGGUGAAACAAGUCUUGAGAAAAUAAUAGAGUACAACCCAAUGUACCUGUGGUUUUGCCAUUUGCAUAAAAUGUUCUUGAAAGAUACAGUUUUAUUUUGUGACACAAAAAGUGAAUCCCAACAGAGAAAAAAAUCAAAAUUUCACUCUGCGUUAGUUCGGUUGAGGCUCUUCCCUAUAUUCAUAGUUCAGUAACUGAAGGAGGCAGUGAUAUUAUGGAAGUUGUUAAUUAAAAUCCAACAGGAGACAAUGCUGCAUAAGAAAAUUAUGGUUUCACAAAUACUCUAUUGCUGUUUCUCAAUUAUUCCACAGCAACUGUUAUAUGCUAUCCAGAAUUAUUUCAGAGACAGAA
This is a messenger RNA of Schistocerca gregaria, 4368 nucleotides long. RefSeq names its product mesoderm induction early response protein 1. Gene Ontology annotation, molecular function: histone deacetylase binding; transcription corepressor activity. Gene Ontology annotation, cellular component: nucleoplasm. The record is from RefSeq and is a predicted model, not a curated record. Bases 205 to 1530 code for a protein of 441 amino acids. The transcript is spliced from 6 exons. NCBI's taxonomy places the organism in Eukaryota, Metazoa, Arthropoda, Insecta, Orthoptera, Acrididae. Gene Ontology annotation, biological process: negative regulation of transcription by RNA polymerase II.